AUGGCGGAUAAAGAAAGAAGCUGGGAUUGCAAAAUAAGAGUCCCGCUUUUCUUCAUAAUUGUGACAUUCUGGGGUACAAUUUCUGGACAGAUUCGUUAUUCAAUUCCUGAAGAAAUGCAGAAAGGCUCUUUCGUGGGGGAUACAGCAAAGGACCUGGGACUGGAUCUAAAGGAGCUCUCAGACCGCGGAGUCAGGAUAAUUUCCAGAGGUAUGAAGCAAUAUUUUGCUCUCAGUUUGAACAAUGGACAUUUAUAUAUUAGCGAAAGAAUAGACAGAGAACAGAUCUGUGGCCGGAUAGAGAAGUGUGUAUUAAAUUUUGAGAUUCUUGUUCAGGAUAAAGUGAAGCUUUUUGCGGUUGAAGUCGAAAUAACGGAUAUUAAUGAUAAUGCGCCGAGUUUCCCAGUGGAGGAACUGGAGUUAAAAAUAACUGAAACCACGGGAAAGGGGGAGCAUUUUCUUUUGCCGGAGGCUCGGGAUCCAGAUAAGGGACUCAAUUCCCUCCAAAGCUACCAAAUUAGUAAAAAUAAACACUUCUUUCUGGAUGUGCAAACGGGAGUUGAUGGUGGCAAAUACGCAGAGCUGGUUCUUGAAAAAUUAUUGGACAGGGAAGAAGAGAAAAUUCAUCAGUUAAUCCUUACAGCUGCAGACGGCGGAGAUCCAGUCAAAUCUGGCACUGUGAAAAUCAGAGUUAUUGUUAUGGAUGUAAAUGACAAUGCGCCAGUUUUCAGCCAGUCUGUCUAUAAAGUGGCUAUUAUGGAAAAUGUCCCUGUCGGUUUCCUGGUGCUUACAGUAAACGCCACUGACCAAGAUGAAGGAAUUAAUUCGGAGGUAACAUACUCAUUCAGAAAAAUAGAGGACAAAGCUGCCCAUAUAUUCCAGUUGGAUUCUGGGACGGGAGAAAUAUUAGUUGUAGGGAAUCUGGACUUCGAGGACUCUGAAAUACAUGAAAUGGAAGUCCAAGCUCAGGACGGGAGUGGAUUAUCGUCUCGAGCCAAAAUCUUGUUAAGAGUCAUUGAUGCAAAUGAUAAUGCCCCGCAGAUUACUGUAACAUCUCUUCGCAGAGGAAUCAUUGAAGACUCUCCUCCUGAAACUGUAAUUGCCCUUAUAAAUGUACAAGACCGAGAUUCCGGCGUUAAUGGUGAGAUCACGUGCUCUAUCCCAGAUAAUCUCCCAUUUCGAUUACAGAAGUCAUUUGAUAAUUAUUACAGUUUGGAGACUUCCAGAGCCCCGGAUAGGGAGCAGAUCUCGGAUUACAAUAUAACUAUCACAGCCACCGAUCAAGGCACUCCUCCCAUCGCUACAACCACCUUCCUCCUACUGAAGAUAUUAGACAAAAACGACAACCCGCCCAUUUUCAGCCAAACAACCUACGCCUCUUAUAUCCUGGAAAAUAAUCCAAAAGGCGCUUCCUUAAUCGUGGUAAAGGCAAAUGACCCCGACUGGGGGGAGAACGCCAGAGUUACUUACUCUGUUACCGACGGUCAGAUCCAGGAAGCUCCGCUCUCCUCCUACAUCUCCAUUAACUCCGAGACUGGGGCUCUCUACGCUCUGCGCUCCUUCGACUACGAACAGUUCCGGGAGAUUCGGUUUCAAGUGCAGGCUCAGGAUGGGGGUUCCCCACCUCUCAGCAGGAAUGUCUCCGUCACUCUCUUUAUACUGGAUCAGAAUGACAACACUCCGCACAUCUUACACCCCUCCUUUCCCACCGAUGGCUCCACGGGAGUGGAAUUGGCCCCUCGCUCCUCCGAGCCGGGUUACCUGGUCACUAAGGUGGUGGCGGUGGAUGCAGACUCCGGGCAGAACGCCUGGCUCUCCUACCAGCUGCUGAAGGCUACAGAGCCGGGGCUCUUCUCUGUGGGACUCCACAGCGGAGAGAUCAGGACAGCGCGCUACUUUGUAGACAGAGAUGCGCUCAAGCAAAGUCUGGUGGUUUUAGUGAAGGACAACGGGCAGCCCCCUCUCUCUGCCACGGUCACUGUCACGGUGGUGGUGGCUGACAGCAUCCCCGAAAUCCUCUCCGAUUUAAGCAGCCUCUCAGCUCCUGCAGACCCCCAGUCCAGCCUCACCUUGUAUUUGGUGAUCGCUGUGGCUUCCGUUUCCUGCUUGUUCUUUACCUUUAUCAUAGUGUUACUGGCCCUGAGGCUCCGCAGGUGGAGAAACUCGCAGCUGUUUGACUCCUCGAGUGUGACUUUCAGUGGAGUUCCCGUCUCGCAGUUUGUGGGGCUCGAUGGAGUCAGAGCUUUUCUUCACUCCUACUCACAUGAGGUUUCUCUAACCACGGACUCCAGAAAAAGUCAGUGGAAAUUUCCUAGUGGAAGUUGUUCAAAUAAUCUGAUAGGUCAGCAUCCUUCUGAGAAAUCAGGUUCUCUUUUAAUUGCAGAAGAUUCAAAUAUUAAUAAAGAAGGUCAAGUCAUCAGCCAGAAAUUCAGCAGAGCUGUGGUGAUCAGGAUGGAAUUACAGUGCAGAGAGAAGCCCUGCGGAUUCAGAUGGCAAGUACUGUUCCCCUUGUUAUUCUUUUUGUUGUGCGGUGCGGUCUCAGAGCAGGUCUAUUAUUCAAUUCUUGAAGAAAUGGGAAAGGGGUCUCUUGUGGGGAAUCUUGCUAAGGAUCUGGGACUGAAUAUCAAAGAACUGCAACACAGGAAACUGCGAGUUGUCUCUACGGCAAAAAAACAGUAUUUUAGAGUCAGUACAGAAAAUGGUAAUGUGUACGUAAACGAUAGAAUAGACAGAGAGGAAAUGUGUGGGAAAACAUUGCUUUGUGUCCUAAAUUUAGAAGCCGUGGUUGAAAAUCCAUUAAAUAUUUUUCAUGUGAAUGUCGCAAUCAAGGAUAUAAAUGAUAAUGCACCCGGCUUCGGCAAAAAUUCUGUUGAUUUAGAAAUAAGUGAGUCCACCUUACCAGGAGCAACAUUCCCCCUAGGAAAUGCUCUGGAUUCGGAUGUUGGGAAUAAUUCGCUACAGAAUUACGAGCUCAGCUCCAACCAGUAUUUUAUCUUGACAGUGAAAGAGAACAAGGAUGGAAAUAAAUACGCUGAGUUAGAGUUGGAGAAACUUUUAGAUCGUGAAAAGCAAAGUUCCCACCUCUUGAUCCUGACAGCUGUGGAUGGGGGAGAUCCAGUAAGAACUGGGACGGUUCAGAUUAGGAUUAAUGUUACUGACGCCAAUGACAAUCCUCCCACAUUCACUGAAAAAGUGUACAAAAUCCGACUGCGGGAAAAUCUACCAAAGGGCUCGUUAGUUCUUCAGGUGAAAGCCACUGAUAUGGAUGAAGGUUUCAAUGCACAAAUCACAUAUUCUUUCAGCAAUAUACCAGACAGUGUUCGUCAGUUAUUCUCAGUGGAUCCCGGAAACGGAAGCAUUACAACUAGAGGUAUUAUUGAUUAUGAAGAGGCAAAUAGUUAUGUACUUAGUGUGGAAGCCAAAGAUGGAGGAGGACUGGUUGGUCAUAGCAAAAUUGAAGUAGAUAUUACAGAUGAAAAUGACAAUUCCCCCAAGCUGACACUUACAUCUGUGUACAGUCCCAUCCCCGAAGAUUCUCUGCCUGGGACAGUGAUAGCUCUGAUGAAUGUAUACGAUAAGGAUGCUGGAGAAAAUGGCAAAAUCAACUGUCGCAUUAAAGAGGAAUCUCCUUUUAAAAUAAUCUCGUCUUCUAAAAAUUACUACAAACUCCUCUCAGACAGCACCCUGGACAGAGAAAGGACCCCGGAGUACAAUAUCACAAUCACAGCCACAGACAAAGGCUCUCCCCCCCUCUCCACCCAGAAAACCAUCCUGUUGCAGAUCUCGGAUAUCAAUGACAACGCCCCUGUCUUUCAAAAACCUUCCUACACCACCUAUGUGCCAGAGAACAAUCCCUCGGGGGCCUCUAUUUUCAGUGUAGCAGCCUCAGACCGGGAUCUGGACCGGAACGCCCGACUCACUUACUCCAUCCUGAGCAGCAACCUCCAGGAGCUGCCUCUCUCCUCCUACAUCUCCAUUAACUCCCAGACCGGAGCUAUCUAUGCGCAGCGCUCCUUCGACUACGAGCAAUUUCGGGAGUUUGAAGUGCAAGUGAAGGCCCAAGACGGCGGGUCCCCGCCUCUCAGCAGCAAUGUCACCGUCAGGGUGUUUAUUCUGGAUCAGAAUGAUAACGCCCCUCGCAUCCUGUACCCUUCCCUCGGAGCCGAUGACUCCGCCUUGUUCGAGAUGGUCCCUCGCUCGGCCGAGGCAGGUUAUCUGGUGACUAAGGUGGUGGCGGUGGAUGCUGACUCAGGACACAAUGCCUGGCUCUCCUACCAUCUGCUCCGGGCCACGGAACCGGCGCUCUUCAGCAUGGGGCUGCACACCGGGGAGAUCCGGACAGCUCGCGCCUUUGCGGAUAGAGAUGCUGUGAAGCACAGGCUGGUCACUCUGGUGAAGGAUAACGGGCAGCCGCCUCUCUCCGCCACAGUGACUCUCAACCUGGUGUUUGCUGAGAACUUCCAAGAGGCUCUUCCGGAAAUGAGCGACCAAUCGGGUGACUCGGCACCUCAGUCUGAUUUACAAUUUUACUUGGUGUUGGCUUUAGCCUUGAUCUCAUUUUUAUUCCUUCUGACAGUUACACUGGCCAGUGUGAUGAAAUUGCGAAGAUCAAGGAAUCUACCAGUUUUGCAAUGUUUCGGUUCUGAUCAUUAUUCCAAGGCGGGUCCUGGAUUCCCACCAAACUACUGCGAUGGGACUUUACCAUAUAGCUAUAACCUGUGUUUAGCUGCAGAUUCCGGAAGAAAUUACUCUAACUUUCUUAAUCCCAGUCGUCAGAGUAAUGUGAGAGACACCACCCUUUCCGUUGAGAACUCUGUGAUGAUAUUUAAGGAAAAUCAUGAUCCAACGUCUGAGAAGGACAACAUUCCUCCGGUGAGUUUGUGCAUUGAUGUUAAAAUUUUUGCCACAGUAUAA
Molecule: messenger RNA, 4911 nt
Organism: Emys orbicularis (European pond turtle)
Lineage: Eukaryota; Metazoa; Chordata; Testudines; Emydidae
Exons: 2
Coding region: 1-4911 (1636 amino acids)
Biological process (GO): homophilic cell-cell adhesion
Cellular component (GO): plasma membrane
Molecular function (GO): calcium ion binding
Source: RefSeq, a predicted model, not a curated record